AAAUAAUAUGGCACGAAAUAUAUUACGGUGCUAUAAUCAUAUACUCGAGUGGCCUUUUACGUUAUAUAAAAAUGACCGUUCUAAGAAUAUGAUAUAGUUUAUUUAAUUACAUUAAUAUAUGACAAUUAAAAAAAAACAGCAACAAUAAAAUAGUUCUUCCGACUAAUUAUAUUGGUACAUUUUGGCCUGAGCUCACUGAUGCAUAAUUAAUUUGACCUCGACUCACUUUUAAGUGUUUUGUUACGAUGCUGUUUAUACACUUGACUUAAAACGCUCAAUACAUAACAAAUGAUUACAGAUAACUUCCUAACAACCUGCUAAAUAAAGAAUGUAAUAUUGCCUACAAUGAAGGGUGUGAGUUAGUGUUUGACGACUCUAACAACCAUUGUAGUCCAGCGGCAUCAAAUGACUUCAAACUAUUUAAACCACAAGCUUGUUUCACUCAUAAAUCGAAAACCCCCGAAGAAACAAAUGGUGAGUUAAUGUUGGCCUUCAAAUAAUGGCGUAAUGACAAGAUGAAGCAUUCAGUCUAGUGUGAGUGUAAGUUUUUCUUUUUAGUUAUUUUGAGUAAAAAAAAUUAAGGGGAACAUUUUUUUUUUUUAAUUUUUGAACUGAUUAAAGUACCAGCAUGGACCACUAGAUGUUCCCCAAACCUGAAUUUAAGAAAGCAAGCAUUCAAGAGGGGCGGUUUAAAGGCCAUUAUAUCCAGCAGAUGGCGACAUUGUAUAGCCGUGACAUGAUGUGUAUAUUUCAACAAGUACUCUGUUUCACUAAGCUAUCAAGAACUUGUUAAAGUUCAGCAAAUAUCCUAACCAACCUCCCCAAUACCACCAUUUCCUUUCAUAUAUUGGAAAAAGCAGAAAAAAAUUAAUUCAUGUGAUGCACGCUGCCUUUAUUCCCAUAGCCUUUCCACCCCACAUCCUCCACACAACAAAAGCAUUGUAUUUCAGCGUCAUUACAUCAUAUUAAAAACACUACACACCAUUAAACUAAACUUGCAUGCUUCGCUUGACUUGUUUACGUCUCCUCUAUUUUGGUCUAGUGUGAUUCCUCUGGUACCUGGAGGAGCCCACCUUUGAUCCAGAAUAGCUGUGCUAAUAUAUAAAUGUGUUUGAACAGCGGAUAUGUGUUCAAGUCUGUGGUGUAUAAAUAUAUACAGAGAAAACUCACAGGUUAUUCCUUCCUCGGGGUACUAAUGUGGUUGGAUGUGUUACUUUCUCUCUAAACAUCGUUUUAUUCAUAAACAUGCCAAUGGAGAACGAUGGUGGUCCCCAAGGGGUUAUUUCACAGUAUUAGGAUUCAGUAAAAAGCACCAACAUCUGUGUUUAAGUAUCUGGCCUAAACGGAUGGAAACAAACUCUGUGCUACUGGAAGAAUAAAGGCAUAGUCUUCACUGUCGCACAAAAGACAUUGCACAGACAAGAUGUUAAUGUAAUGUCAAUGGACUCUUCUAAAUAACUCAAUGCAUGACAGAAGAGAAAAUAAAGACGUUUUGGACUGCGCUAUUUGUGGAAUGGGCCUUGGGAUUGGAGGCUCGGAGCCAUUUGGCUUGACUUGCUUUGAAGAUGGUUUUGUGGAGGGUUAAACCCGUACUCCUCCCUCUCUCUGAUGCCCGUCGCUCUUUCAUUCUGCCCAGGAAAGGCUGUACGUCACUGUGGGUGCACAUAUAAAAUAGUCUUUGGUUGUAUCUCGCCAUCUGCACUCUGCUUCUGUAGCACUGGACUGUAAUUCAUGUCAGUGAUGAGAGCAUUUUUAGCUCUUGUCCUGUAACGUGUUGGUUGCGACGUGUUGGUGUUUAAACCAGUGGAUCCCCAGGAUUUACGUCGCUGGCAUUUUUAAGUGCUGCUUGGCUUCUUGUUGCCAAACCAUGUGGACAUGGAUGUUUUCCUCACUGAUUGUUUGUGUUUUGUUGCCACACAUCAGUGGAUUCCAGCAAGAGGACACUCAAGCUGGUUGCAGCACAACUCCCAAUGACCUUGCGUUCAUCGUCGAUGGCUCCUCGAGCUUGGGUGUCCCUAAUUUUGAAACAGCCAAGCGUUGGCUCAUCAACAUCACCAGUGGCUUUGACGUGAGCACCAGGCACACUCAGGUAGCAGUUGUCCAGUACAGCGACACCCCUCGACUGGAGAUUCCUCUGGGAAAGCAUGAGAACAGCCAGGAACUCACUGAGGCCAUCUCCUCCAUCUCAUACCUGGGGGGCAACACACGGACCGGCCGCGCCAUCAAAUUCACCACAGACCACGUCUUCGGGAUGCCUAACCGCACACUUCAGUCUUCCAGAAACCGCAUUGCUGUGGUUCUCACCGAUGGGCGUUCGCAGGAUGACGUCGAGGAUGCUGCCAUGGAGGCCAGGGCACAGAAUAUUGUUCUGUUUGCAGUCGGUGUAGGAAAUGAGAUCACUAACACCGAGUUGGUGUCUGUGGCCAACAAGCCAUCUUCGACUUACGUGCUACACGUGGAGGAUUAUAAAUCCAUUGCCAGCAUAUGGGACCUGAUGGAGCAGAAACUGUGUGAGGAAUCGGUGUGUCCGACGCGGAUCCCCGGGACGGUGAAUGAUCAGAAGGGCUUUGAUUUAAUGAGCCUGAUGAAGAUCGAGCAGGUGGCUCAGAAGGUUCAGGGCUCUUUGAUAUCAGAGAGAGCGUCACAGCUCAGCCCUCGUAUGAAUAUCACUCACAACACCAGAGAGAUCUUUCCAGAAGGCCUUCCACCAGUUUUUGUGUUCGUGGCCACUCUGCGCUUGAAGAACCCAGCUCACUGGAUGAAGUUUGACCUGUUAAGAGUGUUAUCUCAGGACGGGGUUAAGCAGAUGGCGGUGACUGUGAACGGAGCAGACAAAUCAGUCACCUUCACCUGCACCAGCACUCUGAAGAAAGAGCAAAGCGUCAUAUUUAAUGACCGAGGCAUCAAGAGGCUCUUUGACACGGAUUGGCAUCAGCUGAAGUUCCUGGUGAAGCCCAAACGCAUCACUUGUUUCAUAGAUGGCACAUACGUGGAGGAGCAGCUUCUAGAUCCGGUUGUUCCCAUCUACAUUAACGGAAAGACUCAAGUCGCCAAGAAAAUUAAUAUUGAGACUACAGUACCUAUAAUGCUGCAGAAGUUACGGAUCUACUGUGACCCCCAGCAAAGCGAGCGUGAGACAGCAUGUGAAAUUUACUCAGUGGAUGAUGACAGGUGUCCUUCGGAUCGCUCUCCUGCUGUGGAAGGUUGCGAUUGUCCUAGUGGUAAACCUGGUCUGCCUGGUCUACCUGGGCCUAUGGGCUUCAGAGGUGAGAAAGGCAGAGAAGGGCCUCCUGGUCCUGAUGGUAAACCUGGGAAGCCAGGAGAAAAGGGAGCUUCUGGAGAGCUUGGUCGAGACGGACAAAAAGGUGAAGCAGGUGAACUGGGACAAAAGGGGGAGCGAGGGCUGGAAGGACCCAAAGGUGAAAUGGGACCACCAGGGCCACCAGGGCCUUCAGGACCAAUGGGCACUGGCUUUUCCAGAAUGGAUUUAGAUGACUUGGGAAUUCAAGGAAGUAAGGGAAUCCCAGGAGAACGAGGGGAAAUGGGACCACCUGGAAUACCUGGAAUGAAUGGUGAACCUGGGAAACCUGGUCUACCUGGACUUGCUGGUCCUAAGGUAAGACAGAUUUCAGACUGA
Molecule: messenger RNA, 3637 nt
Organism: Puntigrus tetrazona (Sumatra barb)
Lineage: Eukaryota; Metazoa; Chordata; Actinopteri; Cypriniformes; Cyprinidae
Product: collagen alpha-1(XXI) chain-like
Exons: 16
Coding region: 1868-3637 (589 amino acids)
Source: RefSeq, a predicted model, not a curated record